Aspergillus japonicus CBS 114.51 is the source of this 682-nucleotide messenger RNA. RefSeq names its product PRTase-like protein. The record is from RefSeq and is a predicted model, not a curated record. The transcript has 2 exons. NCBI's taxonomy places the organism in Eukaryota, Fungi, Ascomycota, Eurotiomycetes, Eurotiales, Aspergillaceae. The coding region runs from base 50 to 661 and encodes 203 amino acids.
UCUACUUUUACACUAGACAUCCAUCCUCCAGAAUCACUACCACCUCACCAUGACCAUCACCCUCCCAUCCAACGUGCACCAAGUGCACAACACCACCUUUACAACUCUCCUCCAAAGCCUCCGCCAACGCGACCUCAAGCCCUCUACCGUCCGCUCCCUGGUCCGUGAAAUGACGAUCACCCUCUCUAAAUCCAUCCAUCUCGACACCACCGCCCCCGACGAAACCGUAGCCGUGAUCGUCGUCCUCCGCUCCGGGCUCGCCAUGUUCGAUGGCUUCAUUGACAGCUUGCCAGAGAGCCUCUCGACCGCGAUCUACCACCUGGGCAUUUUCCGAGACCAAACCACGUUGCAGCCGGUGGAGUAUUACAACAAACUGCCUCUCAAGCCGGCGCAGAUCAAACAGGCGGUGGUGCUGGAUCCGUUGAUUGCGACGGGUGGGACAGCGGCGGCGGUUGUGGGUAUCCUGGAGGAAUGGGGCGUGGAGAAGGUGACUUUCCUGUCAAUGCUCGCCACACUAAUGGGGUUGUCUCACGCGGCCGAGGUGUGGCCGGAGGGGAGUCGGUUUGUGGUGGGCGCAGUGGAUCCGGAGGUGAAUGCGAAGGGGUAUAUUCAGCCCGGGGUGGGAGAUAUCGGGGAUCGGCUGUUUGGAACGAUCUUCUGAUCUUGGUCGCAGAUAGUAAAG